Molecule: messenger RNA, 822 nt
Organism: Bipolaris zeicola 26-R-13
Lineage: Eukaryota; Fungi; Ascomycota; Dothideomycetes; Pleosporales; Pleosporaceae
Exons: 2
Coding region: 1-822 (273 amino acids)
Source: RefSeq, a predicted model, not a curated record
AUGGCAACCCCAAGCACUGGAGUGUCAUCCGUGAUCCCAGCCAGAUCGAAGUUGCGACCCUCGACCCUCAGGCGCCAUGCAUCCGCACUGGCCGAAACGUCAGCAGAGACUCGGCCCACGGGUCAAGAAAACACCAUGCGCUCAGAAGCCCUCGAAGAGGCAAACAAGCAGCUCGAAGCGGCCAACAAAAAGUUCAAAGACCGCGAGCACACCAUUUCAGCGCUCGAAAAAUGCAACGCGUCACUCAAGACCCAAGGUGACACCUCCUCGGCCCUAACCACCUCCCUCGCCUCCUGCCUCCAGGAAACAACCACAAGCCUCGACGAGGCCAACCAAAAACUCGACAACGCAAUCACCAAGCGCGACAAUCUCGCCUCCCAACUCCAAGAAGCAAGGGCAAACAUGACGAAGCUCCGGCGCAGCGACCGCACCAAAGAGAAGACGCAACAGCAGAACCUCGACCUCAAAGCUCUUCUGCACCAUCAAUCCGCCAGAUACAACAACAACAUCAUCAUCUCCUCUCUAAAAACAACAAAACCGCCUUGUCGAAAUGCAGCACGACCACCGCCGCUCACAACCAAGACAUGUUGCAAUCCGCGCUUUCGGCAGCUAUGCGGCGUAUCGAUGCGCUCGAGACAAGUGGGGCGGGCGUUGCUUGAUGCGCUGGAGGAAGCAGGGUGGGUGAUAGUAGCAGCAGUGGCGACGAAGACGAAGACGAAGACGAAGACGAAGACGACGAGGCAGAGUGCAAUGACAAAGAAGCAAAAAGUGGAAAAAGUUACUCGAAGCCCAAGUGAAGCUAGAUGCAGUGUUGAGGGAUAA